CGCUGCGUCAGUCACGCCGUGGAGCCACUCGGCGUUCAACAACCCGCUGCGAAUACCCCGACCGACCGGCCGAUCAAGCGACCGACCGUGGACGCGCGCGGCCGCUCUCGAGUGAAAUAAUACACAUGUUACUAUAAUAACGACGACCACAGUGUGCGAUUUUUUUUUUUAGAUUUUAAUUUCUGUUGAUUUUUAUUCGUUUCAAAUUUUGCUGGUCGUACGUACGCGCACCCGAAUUUUCGCGAGUUAUGCCGAAAGUGCCGCUCCGACCGACGUUGUAAACGAUAAGAUAAUCCGUUGUCGCCGCCGCGUCGACAUGCGAUCCGUCCGUGCACCGACUAUACGAUAUCAUUAGGCGUAUCAUAUCAUCGCAUAUACCUAUAGAAACGCCGUAACUCGCGACUUUCGCGCCAAAAGACACCGCGAAAUCGGUACCAUCGACGUAUCACCAUAUACUUUUUUUUUUAUUAUUAUCGUUAAAUAUACCGCGCGAGAGGCGUUUUACCAUCACGAUAAUAUUAUAAUAUAUACUCGAUAUAACAUCCUAGGGUGUGACGCGUAAAUGACUACCGCGUUAUGUUAAACCCGUUUAUGGACAACGCGCCUCUGAUCAACGGCAUGGGCGUCAAGGUCGAGGAAGACUAUAUGGCCGCUUCCCAGGACCACUAUCAUCAGAUGCACUACGGGCAACAGCAGGCACCGCCGCCUCCGCCGCCGCCACCCCCUCCACCGCCGCCACACCAUCCGGGCUACCCGGGGCCCAGGGACUUUUUGCACAUCCGCCGGGACGUGGCCGACUACCACCACCACGGCCAUCACCACCAUCACCACCAUCACCAGCACGGUGGAGACCAUCACAUGAGCGGCCUGUACCCGGCGGCCGUGCACCACGACCUGCAGCUGCACCACGGACAGGCGUACCCGCCGCCGCCGUCGCACCAGCCGCAGCCGCCGCUACAGCCGUCCGCGUCCGUGCACCGACACAACGAUUAUGGUGGCCAAGACCCGUACGGCGGUGGUGCCGGUCACCCUGGCGGCGCGUUUUACCGGUACAUGCGACACGGCCCGGUGCCGGCCGCCGCCGCGCUCAAGGACAUGUCCUGCCUGUGGAUCGACAAGCCCGGGCCGCCGAUGCGCACGUGCGGCAAGAUGUUCGGUUCCAUGCAGGACAUCGUGUCGCACAUAACGGUCGAGCAUGUCGGCGGGCCCGAAUGCACGACGCACGCGUGCUUUUGGCACGGGUGCGAGCGCAAGGGCCGGCCGUUCAAGGCCAAGUACAAGCUGGUCAACCACAUCAGGGUGCACACCGGUGAAAAACCGUUCCCGUGCCCGUUCCAGGGAUGUGGCAAGGUGUUCGCCCGGUCAGAGAAUCUCAAAAUACACAAACGCACUCACACAGGCGAGAAGCCGUUCAAAUGCGAGUACGAAGGAUGCGAUCGAAGGUUCGCCAAUAGUUCAGACAGGAAAAAACACUCGCACGUACACACUUCGGACAAGCCGUACAACUGUAGGAUAUCUGGCUGCGACAAGUCGUACACUCAUCCCAGUUCCCUCAGGAAGCACAUGAAGGUGCACGGUAAUGGAAAAAUGGACAGCGACGGCAAUUACGACUCAGAAGACUCAAACUGUUCGUCCGGCGGUUCGAUCAGGGUGACUGAAAGUUGCAUUUCUGUAACGCCCAGCAUCGUGUCACCCGUGGACCAUCAUCACGGAGCACAGACCCCGUCUGUCCUACACCCGACGGCACUGCCGCUGCCCACACCGCCUACGUCCGAUUGGUACAUGAACACCGGACCCGGAGCGCCGUCCAUUCAAUCGUCGUCCGUCGACCACGGUCACCAUUAUCUGACAGACCUAAAUCACCAUCACCAUCACCAUCACCCACACCAUCACACGUCACUGAUGGCUCAUCACCAUCAUGGCACCGCGGCUUAUUGAAACAAAUCCCCCGCUUCGUAUUACAACACCGCUCCUGCCAACGCCGCCACAUCAGAAUGGAGGUAGCACACCGUUACCGUCGUCAUCGAUACUGAUGACGAUAAUGAUGAUUGUGACGAUGACGAUGACAGAAGGCGGUGAUCAGCAAUGGCGAGCACAUUCUCGCCUUGAAAACACGACAUAAUCUAUAAAUAUAAUGUAUAAAAUAUAAUGUCGUAAUAGUUGCAGUGGUUAUUAUAAUAUUAUAUUAUAUUCGCGGAGAAAUAUGAGCAUUUCGUUUUUGUAUUUAUGUGACUACCAUUUAUCGUGAUAAUUUGAGAAUGCUAUUCAAUCAUUAUGCAGCGCAUGUGAAUGUAUAUUAUCGUUUUAAUAUAUUAUUAAUAAUAAUAUGUAAUGUAUUGUUAUUUGUUUUAACAUCUCUCUAUCGUUUUCCAUUACGAUAUGAAGUGGGGGCCACCUGUGAUUCUAAUAUUAUUAGUGUUUAAAUUAUUUUUAUUUUUUUUAGCUUAAUUAUUAUCGACGGGUUAUUAUCAUUUUUUUUUUUUUUUUAAAUCAAAGAUUCAUGUGUAUUGAUAAUGUUACCGAUACUAUAGAUGUCAUUAAUUUUUUUUUUUAAUUUCAUUCAAGUAUCGUGUACAUCUUAACCCCUCUGUUACUGUGCCUUUAAAUUAAAUAUUUAAACAUUAUGAAUUUUUAAAUACCAAUACUAAAACAUGAAUAUU
Melanaphis sacchari is the source of this 2660-nucleotide messenger RNA. Its product is annotated as zinc finger protein ZIC 4-like. NCBI's taxonomy places the organism in Eukaryota, Metazoa, Arthropoda, Insecta, Hemiptera, Aphididae. Gene Ontology annotation, cellular component: nucleus. The record is from RefSeq and is a predicted model, not a curated record. Gene Ontology annotation, biological process: central nervous system development; regulation of transcription by RNA polymerase II. Gene Ontology annotation, molecular function: RNA polymerase II cis-regulatory region sequence-specific DNA binding; DNA-binding transcription factor activity, RNA polymerase II-specific. The transcript is spliced from 4 exons. Bases 577 to 1938 code for a protein of 453 amino acids.